AUGCUCUCUCAAACCAGGGCCCGUGUGCCCGUGGCUCUCCGAAGCCUGUCCCGCUCCAGUGCGACUGCCCGCACUCUCUCCACUACCCUCCCCCGCACCGAGAAGGAUGGCGCCCUUAACAAGGUCUCUCGCCACAUUACCCAGCCCAAGGCCCAGGGCGCUUCCCAGGCCAUGCUGUACGCUGUCGGUCUCAAGGAGGAGGAUAUGAACAAGGCCCAGGUCGGCAUCUCGUCCGUUUGGUUCAAUGGUAACCCCUGCAACAUGCACUUGCUCGAUCUCAGCAACAAAGUGCGCCAGGGUGUCCAGGAUCAAGACUUGAUCGGUUUCCAGUUCAACACGGUCGGUGUCAGUGACGGAAUCAGCAUGGGUACCAAGGGAAUGCGCUACUCCCUGCAGAGUCGCGACCUGAUCGCCGACUCCGUUGAGACCGUCAUGGGUGGCCAGUGGUACGAUGCCAACAUUAGUAUUCCCGGCUGUGACAAGAAUAUGCCCGGUGUCGUGAUGGCCAUGGGUCGUAUCAACCGCCCCAGUAUCAUGGUCUACGGUGGUACCAUCAAGCCCGGCUGCGCUGUGACCCAGAACAAUGCCGAUAUCGACAUUGUCUCCGCCUUCCAGGCUUACGGCCAGUUCAUCACCAAGGAGAUCACCGAGCCCCAGCGUUUUGACGUCAUCCGUCACGCCUGCCCCGGUGAAGGUGCCUGCGGUGGUAUGUACACCGCCAACACCAUGGCCACCGCCAUUGAGACUAUGGGAAUGACCCUCCCUGGUUCCUCUUCCAACCCUGCCAACUCGCAGGCCAAGUAUCUCGAGUGUCUGGCUGCUGGCGGCGCUAUCAAGAAGCUGCUCGCCGAGGACAUCCGUCCCCGCGACAUUCUGACUCGCCAGGCCUUCGAGGACGCCAUGGUGCUUGUCAACAUCACCGGUGGCUCUACCAACGCCGUUCUUCACCUGAUCGCCAUUGCUGACUCCGUUGGCAUCAAACUCUCUAUCGACGACUUCCAGGCCGUCUCCGAUCGCAUUCCCUUCCUAGCAGACCUGAAGCCCUCCGGCAAAUACGUCAUGGCUGACAUGUUCAACAUCGGCGGAACCCCCUCUCUGCUUAAGCUCCUGCUGAAGGAGGGUCUCAUUGACGGCUCCCGUAUGACCGUCACCGGUGAGACCAUGGCGAAGAAUCUGGAGAAGGCUCCCGACUUCCCCAGUGACCAGAAGAUCAUCCGCCCCCUCUCAAACCCCAUCAAGAGCACCGGUCACAUUCAGAUUCUGCGUGGUUCUCUCGCGCCCGGUGGCAGUGUCGGCAAGAUCACUGGUAAAGAGGGUACUUGCUUCACCGGUAAGGCUCGCGUGUUUGAUGACGAAGAUGACUUUAUUGCUGCGCUGGAACGCAACGAGAUCAAGAAGGAGGACAAGACUGUCGUUGUCAUCCGCUACACCGGCCCCAAGGGUGGCCCCGGCAUGCCUGAAAUGCUCAAGCCCUCUUCUGCCCUGAUGGGAGCUGGUCUCGGAUCGUCCUGCGCUCUGAUCACCGAUGGCCGCUUCUCCGGCGGUUCCCACGGUUUCCUGAUCGGUCACAUUGUGCCCGAGGCCGCCGAGGGUGGUCCCAUCGGUCUCGUUGAGGACGGUGAUGUGAUCACCAUCGAUGCCGAUAAGCGCCUCCUCGAUCUGGAGGUGCCUGAGUUGGAGCUCUCCGUGCGCCGUGAGGCCUGGGAGGCCCGCAAGGCCGCUGGCCUGCUGCCCGAGACCGGUCUCACCAUGCGCGGCACACUGGGCAAGUAUGCCCGCACCGUCAAGGAUGCUAGCCACGGCUGUGUUACUGAUGCUGUAGAGUAAAUCAUACCUUGGUGUUUAUGGACUCCCCGGGUGUCUGCCCAAGCAUAAAAGCGAUGUAUUUUAGUGGGGGC
Penicillium cinerascens is the source of this 1898-nucleotide messenger RNA. RefSeq names its product dihydroxy-acid dehydratase ILV3 (gene ilv3). The transcript is spliced from 3 exons. Gene Ontology annotation, molecular function: dihydroxy-acid dehydratase activity. The record is from RefSeq and is a predicted model, not a curated record. Lineage: Eukaryota; Fungi; Ascomycota; Eurotiomycetes; Eurotiales; Aspergillaceae. The coding region runs from base 1 to 1827 and encodes 608 amino acids. Gene Ontology annotation, cellular component: mitochondrion. Gene Ontology annotation, biological process: branched-chain amino acid biosynthetic process.